AUGUCUUCUAGUAAACGAAAAGAAAAAACUACUCUUAAUAAUCAACAAAGAAAAGAUAUUAUUACAUAUAAAGAAAAAAAUCCAAAUAUCAGUCAUGUUGACCUUGUCAGUUGGGUAAAAAAAAAUAUGGGUCUUGACAUUCAUCCUUCUACCAUUGGGCACCUAAUAAAAAAUAAGGAUAAUGUUGAAGACAAUCUAUCUGCAAAAAGGCAGAAAACAGUACAGUAUCCAGAUCUUAAAAAUGCAUUACUCGAGUGGAUUCUUCAAAAUCAAGACCAAAUAAUCUUAAGUGAUGAUAUUAUAAUUGAAAAAGCGAAAUACUAUGCUCAAUUGUUAAAAAUUUCUGAUUGUAGCCUCAAAUUCUCGCAUGGCUGGUUGUUUAAAUUUAAAAAAAGACACAGUCUAAACCAAAUAACAAAACAUGGUGAGGAUGCAUCCGUGGAUGACACUGUCAUUGCGGUUGCAAUUCCUAAAUUAAGAGAAAUCCUUGAACCAGACACUAUGCUGGCGACAAAAAGUCUUAAAGGUAAAAAAAAAAAUAAAGAGCAAUUAACUGUAGCACUUUGUGUUAAUGCUGAUAGGACAGAUAAAAUUAAGCCAUUUAUGAAUACUAUAUUAUUUCAACAAUGGCUUAAAGACUUCGAUUUGAAGAUGGCUGGUCAUAAGAUAAUUCUCCUAAUAGAUGGUGCAAAAUGUCAUUCUUUUAGUAAUUUAAAUCUUAAAAACACAACUGUUCACCACCUUCCACCAAACACAACAUCUCGUCUUCAACCUCUAGAUGCUGGCAUCAUUAUGUCUUUCAAGCGUCGUUAUAAAACUAGAAAUGAUGAUAAAAUGAAUGUUCUUACUGCUAUUAGGUUUAUCGCCAAAGCAUGGAGAGAAGUAUCAUCAGAAACGGUGUUUAACUGCUUUCGACAUACUGGAAUCCUUCCGGUCGAUUUGAAUGAAGAAGAAGGUGAUGAGGUGCUUGACGAUGACAAUAUUGAAUUGAUGAAAGAAUUACGUGAAAAUAUCGAAGCACUCCAGUUUCGAAACGUGAUGGAUCUUGAAGAAUAUAUUGACCAUCCAGAAGAAAAAGAAAUAUAUGGGGUAUUAAGUGAUCAGGAAAUAGUGAAUUUAGUUACUAAUCCAGAACCUGAAAAGGAUAAAAGUGAUGAGGAUGAUGACAGCACAGAAAUGUGCCAAGUUACUCAUAAUGAAGCACUGAACACUAUAGAUUCGCUAGAACAGUACCUUCUGCAACAGGACCUUUGGGAUACAACCAGGUCAAAACAUGAAGAAGCUUUGUCAAACUUGCAAGAA
Messenger RNA from Cetraspora pellucida, 1302 nucleotides. The record is from the annotation of a GenBank genome assembly. Lineage: Eukaryota; Fungi; Glomeromycota; Glomeromycetes; Diversisporales; Gigasporaceae.